AUGGACUGGUCCUUUAACGGCUGGGCCUGGAAUGUCGUGGGCUUCGUCGCUCUCGCCGGUCUUCAUUACUUCCUGGGCCUUCAAUUCUGCGCUGGCCUCCGCUUCGUGCUCGAGAUGGUCCUGGCGGUGCUCCUGGUCAUGCUCCAGUUCGCCUUGUACGCCCAUCGCCAUCGCCGCUACGCCGCCGCCCUCCUCUGCUUCGUCAACCGCUGCAUCGUCGCCUGGCCCUUGCUCAUCCCCUACAUCAUCUUCUCCCCGCUGAAUCGACUCUUCAUCAUCGCCGCCUAUUACUUCUCCCAUGGCCUCCGCCCGAGCCGGCGCAUGUGUCUCGUCGUCGUCAGCAUCUCGUUCGCGGUGCAUCUCCUCGGCGUCCCAUGGGUCGAACAGCGGCUGCUGCCCGCCUCGCCAGCAGAUCUCAUGUAUGGCGAUGAUCUCGCUACGCAUUGUCCGAAACGUCUCUUGGAUCCGGCCUCGAAUCUCCUCGACGGCCGUGAUGAAUCCCUGGCUCUAGGUCUCUUCGUCGGCUAUCGUGCGCUGCAGGGCAUUCCCAAUCCCGCCUUGGAAGCAGACUUCUGCAACGCCGAGCGUGCUCUCGAAAUCAUCUCUCCUGCCAUAAUCAGAUCUACCGCCGUCCCGACCGAGGUGGAGCGAGUCCGCAGAUGGAUAACGUGCCAUCGCACCCCAGCCAACCACACCACCUCGUCCUCUGCUCCUCCUCCUCCUCCACUCAACGCCAAGCUCAUCCAGGAUUACGUAGUCCCACUCCAGGCCCACCGCGACGCCCUGGGCGCAGCAAUCUACGCCUACGGCAAUGUCACUCGGCCCAUCUACGAUUCCUGGCUCUUCUACCAAAUCACAACCCACAAAGCCCUUUCCUCGCCCUUCUACUCUUCCCUCCACAACGCCUUUGCCACUCCCUGCGACGCCCCCAUCCUCUCCUCCGCCACCCGCCUUCGCUGUCAACUCCUCUCCCGUACCACCGUCCGAUGGGUCCAGAGACUCCACCACGGCGCCAUCGGGAGCGGUCCCCAUCCUCUCUGGUCCCUCCGCUCUCACGUCCUCCCCAACUUCGCCCGCGAGGUCCACGCCUGGCACACCGACCUCCUCACCAACUUGCCCCGAAUCCGUCCGGCGCUCGUCAUUCUGCCCGCUUUCCCCACCGAAGAUCGCUCCCGGCUCCGCGACCUCGGUGUCAACGACGCUCAAGCUCUGAACUACAACUCCAUGCUGGAAGACUUCCUCACCCAGCGCCCGCGGCCCAAGCACGUCGACGGCAAAGACGUCGGCGUUGCCCUCGAGUGCCUCGACUGGUUGCUGGCGAACCCGUGGCUGCCGGAAUCGCCGUGGAGCCCGCGGUUGUGGGAGGUGUUGAACGACGCGAGGUUCCAGGCGGAGGGGGCCGUACGCCACCAGAAUCGGGCGACGCUGGCAGCGGGAGACCCCACGGUGGUGGUUCUGCCGAACGGCAAAGAGGGCUUCGCGGCGUGGGUGGAGUGGGUGGAUUGGCAGGGGUGGUGGGAGUGGGUGGUGGCCUUGGUCAUGGCGGUGUUGAGCGGGGAUUGGGAUGGGUGGGAUUGA
Molecule: messenger RNA, 1578 nt
Organism: Zymoseptoria tritici IPO323
Lineage: Eukaryota; Fungi; Ascomycota; Dothideomycetes; Mycosphaerellales; Mycosphaerellaceae
Exons: 2
Coding region: 1-1578 (525 amino acids)
Source: RefSeq, a predicted model, not a curated record